AUGGCCUGGCCGCGGCCGCACGUGCUUGACCGCCGCGCUUGCCUAGCCACCUACGGGUGUGCUUGGCUGGACGUCACCACGCUUGCCUGGCCGCUUGCGAGCGUGCUUGCCUUGACGCCGCUGCGCGUGCUGGCCGCUGUUAUGUUCCUGGACGCCGCUGCUCCAACCGCCACCCUGGCGGCGCCGGCCGCGUCACCAUGGAGCACAUCAUGGAGGUCAUCGGCAGCAUCCGGAGCGUCGUCCGCGGCGAGGCCGACGCGACGGAGACGGACGCUCGGGCGCGCGCUCCCUUCAAGCGCCGCCUCGACAUCCCGACCCCGUGCACCACCGCUCCAAAUACCAAGCGCCGCCUCGACGUCACCCCGUACACCUCCUCCACCCCGAAGAGCAGGCGCCGCCUCGCCGACUCCCCGUACACCUCCUCCACCCCGAAGACCAGCCGGCGCCGCGGAGGAGCACCCGGUCGAGGUGAUCGGCCGCAUCCGGAACCUCACCGCCGACGCAUCUGCCCUGGAGAUCGGCGCGACGUCCGUGCGCGUGCGCGUGCCCUCCCACGACGCGGGGGGCGGCCGCGACUUCACCCUCGACGGCGUGUCGGCGUCGGAGGAGGAGGGCCUCGAGGGGUUCUACGGACGGUUCGUGCGGUCCAGGGUGGAGGGCGUGCGUGCGGGCGCCAAGUGCACGGUCAUGGUCUACGGCGCCACGGGGUCCGGGAAGAGCCACACCAUGUUCGGCUGCGCCGACCAGCCCGGCAUCGUCUUCCGGGCGCUCUGGGACGUACUGGGAGGAGGCGGCGGCAACGGCUGCGAGCCCGUCCAGGUGUCCUUCCUGGAGAUUUACAACGAGGAGGUCUACGAUCUGCUCGCCGGAACCGGAGGAGCGAACGCCAAAGGACUCAAGCCCAAGGUGAGGCUAGAAGUAAUGGGAACCAAAGCCAGGAAUGCCACAUACAUUUCUGAAAAUGAAGCUGGGAAGAUAGCAAGAGAAGUUGCCAAAGUGGAGAAGCGACGUGCUGUGAAGAGCACAAAUUGCAAUGCAAGGAGUUCCCGGAGCCACUGCAUGAUAAUCGUGGAUGUGCCGUCAGUGGGAGGAAGGCUCAUGCUUGUUGACAUGGCUGGCUGUGAGAACAUAGAAGCUGUAGGCCAAACUGGCCAUGAAGCCAAAUCUGAGACCGGAACUAUCAACCAAGGAAACACCACAUUGAAACGGGUGGUUGAGUCGAUUGCCAACGGCGACUCUCAUAUACCAUUUCGGGACAGCAAGCUCACAAUGCUGUUACGGGAUUCAUUUGAGAACGAGAGAUCAAAAAUCCUUAUGAUCCUGUGUGCAAGUCCUGACCCAAAGGAACUUCACAAGACGAUAUCCACCCUGGAGUAUGGGUCUAGAGCGAAAUGCAUCACCCGGGCUGCUCAUGCAUCAAUACCAAGGGACAAGGUGAGCUCCAAAGAGGCCCACAAUGAGGAAGUGAUCAGAGUUGCCGAGGAGACUCAGUUCCUGUGGGGUGAGCUAAGGACAACAGAAGACAAGCUCCUUAUGCAGCAGCAAGAACUCAUUGCCAUGAAGCAGCGGCUGCAAGAGGUCGAGCGUGAGAAGCUAUGCAUGGAUGAAUAG
Molecule: messenger RNA, 1611 nt
Organism: Lolium rigidum
Lineage: Eukaryota; Viridiplantae; Streptophyta; Magnoliopsida; Poales; Poaceae
Product: kinesin-like protein KIN-10A
Exons: 8
Coding region: 1-1611 (536 amino acids)
Biological process (GO): microtubule-based movement
Cellular component (GO): kinesin complex; microtubule
Molecular function (GO): ATP binding; microtubule binding; microtubule motor activity
Source: RefSeq, a predicted model, not a curated record